This is a messenger RNA of Astyanax mexicanus (Mexican tetra), 2117 nucleotides long. RefSeq names its product heat shock protein family, member 7 (cardiovascular) (gene hspb7). Gene Ontology annotation, cellular component: nucleus; cytoplasm. The coding region runs from base 293 to 793 and encodes 166 amino acids. The record is from RefSeq and is a predicted model, not a curated record. The transcript is spliced from 3 exons. Lineage: Eukaryota; Metazoa; Chordata; Actinopteri; Characiformes; Acestrorhamphidae. Gene Ontology annotation, biological process: heart development.
AAGCCAGAGCUGUGACUAAAAAUACCCACAAACCACCAGUGGAGAAGUGGUCUAUCAGUGAGGGGACGUGAACAUAUACUGUAGAAGGCUACAGACCUUAGAGCUAUUAGAUUGGCUGUUAGAGACUGGAUGUAAGAGUUUGCACUCUGUUUGGAUAAAGCCUGGCUAAAGGCACCUCUGAAGGCUUUUUAUUCCUUUUGUUUAUGAACAUUAGCGCUCUUCAGCCAAUCGCUUUGAAGACCCCUUCCCAGAGAGGAUAUUGAUUCCCCCCUACCGAAAUUUCCAAACACUAAUGAGCGUGACCAACUCUUCUGCCUAUCGAUCGGAGCGCACUUUCCACCAGACGUCCUCCUCUUCCUCCUCUUCUUCCUCAUCCUCCUCUUCCUCCUCAUCAAACCCCUACAUGGAGAAGAGCCGGGGACUCUUCGCCGAGGACUUCGGGUCCUUCAUGUGCCCGAAGGAUGCUCUGGGAUUCCCAAGCCGGACUGGGGCACCAGACAACAUCAAAACCCUGGGUGACACCUACCAGUUCACAGUAGACGUCUGUGACUUCUCUCCAGAGGACGUGAUUGUGACCACCUCCAACAACCAGAUUGAAGUUCGAGCAGAAAAGCUCGCUACAGACGGCACAGUCAUGAACACCUUUACCCACAAAUGCCAACUACCAGAGGACGUGGACCCCACCUCUGUGACGUCUUCUUUGGGCCCCGAUGGGACGCUCACAAUUAAAGCACGGAGGAACCCGGCUAAACUCGAACACACACAGACUUUCCGCACAGAGAUCAAAAUCUAGCCUUUUCUAUUGAUACCUGUUGCACCGGUUUCACUCAGCCUAGCAUUAUUAUUGUAAUAUUUAAACUUUUACCUUUUCAAUGCUCUACACUGUCUCUAAAAUAAAGGUUGGAUUUGCAUGGUUCUAGAAAAACCCUUUUAUUAGUGUAUAAUUUGAGCAUCAUCUUGAUGCGUUAAAGCUUUAAAGAAGGUUCUUCAGACUCAAAGGCCCGGUUUACACCUGGUUACAUAAUCCAUCUUGAGUAUAAGGAUUAUAUCUGGAUAAGUGAGCUCAUGCACAUUAGAAUGCGAGUGUAAAAACACUCAAUGCACGUUUAAAACAAUAAAUACAAAUCUGAUCACUUAAACUUUUUGAUCCACAUAUUAUAGCAGAGUUAACACAUCCUUAAAUAUAUGUAUGUGUAUAACUUUAACUUCUCCUGAUACAACAAAAUUUUUUUGGUCCCACACAGUAGGAUUUUGGUGAUUUUAAUUUUAAAAUUGCUAGCAUAAUUCUUUAUUUAAAACCAAUAACAAUACAUAUCUAACGUUGAUUAAACAUUAAAUUAACAAAAAAUUAUUUAUCUCCCCUUCUCAUCUCCCCUGUGUGAAUUGGUCUGGCACAGGCAUCUGUUGGCUGAUGUAUCAUAGCUGGGGAUUCAGCUAUGUGAUUUAUUUUGAGCACACUGGCUGCCUAGGGAUGCUGCAUUGAUGACAGUUGAAUAAGAGGCGGAGUCUGAUUUCACAUGUAUCAGAGGACUUCUGUGCUUGUCCUAAUGUCCUAACUCUAAUGUCUGGAGUACUGGAAGUGAUAGGGAAAGUUCUAGUUAGUGGAUGUGUUAAUACGACCGGCUAAAUUGGGGUAAAAGUUAAGUACAAUAAAAAAAAAGGCAUUUUAACUUCUUCUUUUUAACAUUUUAAAUUAUUUUUGGUGCUAUAUAAAACUAUCUUUGAAAGUUUUUUUCAUAAUGGAAGAACUAUUUAACCAGGCAAAGCUGUCAUGGGUCUACAAAGAACCACUGCAUUUCCAAAUGAACCCUUUUAAGAGUGUUCUGCAUUGUCCUAAAUGAAAGAAAUACACUACCACAUCAAUGUUUGUAUUAAAAUUGAGCUAAUUGUUGGUUCCUGUUAAAUUAAUACAUACAUGUACACACAUACAAACAACAAUCAGAAAAUAACAUUUGUCCAAGUGCAUCAGUAACAUAUCAAGUGUUUUCAGGCUGUAAGUGUAAAGACUGCACAAUCUGAGUGUGUGAGUAAAUGUAUAUAUAGGUUGUCGUGUCCCAGUUACUCUAUAUGAAUGCACUGCUGUUUUGUGUUUUGAAUAAAAGGAGACACAGAGAGUG